This is a messenger RNA of Caenorhabditis elegans, 2981 nucleotides long. Its product is annotated as Solute carrier family 12 protein B0303.11. Gene Ontology annotation, biological process: chloride transmembrane transport; monoatomic ion transport. NCBI's taxonomy places the organism in Eukaryota, Metazoa, Nematoda, Chromadorea, Rhabditida, Rhabditidae. The coding region runs from base 55 to 2838 and encodes 927 amino acids. The transcript has 20 exons. The record is from RefSeq and is marked reviewed. Gene Ontology annotation, cellular component: membrane; plasma membrane. Gene Ontology annotation, molecular function: chloride:monoatomic cation symporter activity; transmembrane transporter activity.
AGAACAGUGACCAGAUCUACCGAAUAUAGCAGAUCUCUAAUUUCAGUCUGAAAAAUGCCGAGCUCAACGGCAUCUUCUGAAGAUGCACCAAUCACAUCAACAGCAUGGAUGAAUUGGAAAGAUGUAUUUUUGAAAUGUGUCCAGCCAAUGUUGGCUGUUGUUCUAUUACUCCGAUUUUCAAGUAUUGUUGAUGAAGCCGGAUUUACAACAACAAUUAUUCUUGUCUUCUUCACAUUUCUGGUCAGUUUGGUAACCGGAUGGUCAGCAUGUACAGUUGUUUCAAGGAAAAGCUCAGAAGUUGGAUUUGUGAAAACAAUGCUGGCCUACUCAAGCACAGAAUUUGCAAUUUCAUUUUCUAUAAUCUAUCUCUUUUGUCUUCUCGUGGCCACUAGUACAUUCCUGACAUCAGCUGCUGAAGCUGUUCUUCAUAUUUUCUCAACAUUUUCUCUCGAAUUACUUGAUGGAGCUACUCAUGAUCUACGUCUUGUUUCUUCUGUGUUAUCCCUCAUCACCUUGGCACUUUGCAUGGUCCGUAAUCGAAAUGCUCGAUUUGUCCGAACUUUUAUAUUUGCUCUGACCUGUAUUGCCAUUGCACUUCAACUUUCAUCUGUAAUGUUUCGAUAUGGAGAAUAUCAACUUCGUCGAGUUUCUGACCGUAAUGCCAUGAUUCCAUCUCCACCGAACGAAGAGAUUUCCACAAUUUUCGCCCAAUUAUUUCCGGCAGCAAUGUGUGGUUUAACAAUCUUAAAUAUUGGCUCAAAGCUUCAAAAUACUGCUCCACGCGGAGCUCUUAUUGCAAUUGCCGUCAGUGCUUGUUUCUAUGGAGCUGCUGCUAUGUUGGAUUAUGUCGAAUUUUUUGCAAGAACUUCAACUUCAAAUAGUACCGGUUCAGCUGAAUAUAAUGAGUUUCUAUCCUAUAUCUACACAACUGUUCCAAUGGCUAUUGUUAUCACUUUGGCAUGUGUAUUAUCUGCAGUUUCAACUUUAAAAUAUGCAGCCGUAAUUCUUCAAUCACUUGGACGGUCUAAUCAAUGUAGAUGCAUACUUUGGUUAGCAAAAGGUUUUGGUGAAAGAGAUAUUCCAAUUAGAUGUCUUCUUCUUUUAUCAACAGUACAAAUAUUAGUUUCGGCAAUUGGUUCCUACGACAUUCUCUGCAUUCCGACAACAGUUUUCUACUUAUUUGCAUAUGCUCUCUUCAAUUUCUACGUUUUCCUGGUAAAGCUGUCAGAUCCCGAAAUCCCAUCACCACCGACACUGCUCUCGUUAGCAAUAUCAGCUGCAUGUUUCAUUGCCUCACUCUACACAAAUCGUCAUCUUGCUCUGUUUAUCGCCUCCAUUUUUGCAAUAUCGUAUUGUUCUCUACUUUAUAUUAUUCGACGUGAACGCAAUGAAGAUGGAGAAGAAUGCCCCAAAUCAAUGUAUUCAUCAGUACUUGAACAAAUGCAUGAACUUCAACAAGAACCUGAUUCCCGACGUCAUUUCCAUCCACAAAUUCUUCUUCUUUCGGGAAGUCCUGCUGCUCGUCCAGGGCUCGUGGACUUUGCGCACUCAAUUACACGUGGAAAAUCUCUUCUCAUCUGCGGAUAUAUCAUUCCGAAAAUUAGUAACAAAGUAGAACAGCCAAUGACAUGGACAGAAUAUUUGAUGCAGCAAAGCCCAUGUUCUCGAAGUUACUUGCUCCAACUGAAAAUCGACAAGCAAAUCAAUGACUGGCUCCGAGCACGUGAAGUGAACGCGUUUGGAGCAGCAAUUUGUUGUACGAAGCAGGCAGAAGGCGCCAAUAUUUUGUUGCAGACCGCAGGUCUUGGCCGUCUCCGUCCGAAUAUUUUAAUGUUGGGAUACAAAACUGGAUGGGAGAAGCUGAGUAAAGAAUCAAUAUCAGAAUAUUAUGGAAUGCUAUCAAAUGCAUUUGAUAAACAAGUUGGAGUGAUAAUCUUUAGAAAUGAGGCUUCUGGUUUCGAUGUGACGUCAUCUAUCAGGAAAAAUGGAGCCCCGAUCAAUGAUGAUGAGGAUUUGGCAGAAUAUGUUGAUAGUGCCACUCCAAAACUAGCCGACCAGGGGAGUCAGAAGAAAGAUGUGCCACGUGGAAAACUGCUGAACACAUUCAGAAAAAUGUCGAUGGCUGUGAAUAAAGAUCUUGAAUCAGGUGGCCGCCGUUCUACAAGCAGUAGUACUCGAUUCCAAGUUAUUGAUAAACACAGUAUUUCGGAACCCGAUCAGAAAAUUAUUAUGGCACAAAUGUUCAGAUUUAGGAAGAGAAUUCCGAACGCGAGAAUUGAUGUGUUUUGGCUCCGUGAAGCUGGUGGAUUGACAAUGCUUGCACCAUAUUUAUUGACUCAAGCUGGAAGUUUCUUGGAAGGAGCACAUAUUCGAGUAUUCACAAAAACUGAUGGAAAAGAUAAUAAGAGGAUAAACGAGGAACAAAAGAACAUGGCUGCAAUUCUUCGAAAGUUCCAUAUCGACUCUUCAGAUCUUCAUAUUCUUCCAGAAUUUUCGAAACCUCCGUGCAAACAGACAUACGAUGAAUUCCGAGCAAAAAUUGACAAAUACAAGGUGGAAACCAGCAGCAGUGGUGAGCCUGUAGACGGAUCAUUUGAUAAUAAUCAAAUAUUCAAUUUGCGAGAGAAGACUAGAAGCUUCUUGCGUGCAUCGGAACUUAUUCGAGAACACAGUUCAGAUGCUGAUCUGAUUGUUUGUACUCUUCCAUCAGCUCGUCCUGAAAUCCCAUCACCAAUUUAUCUCGGAUGGAUCGAUAUGCUCUCCCGUCAGACACCCCCGACAUGCCUUGUACGUGGAAAUCAAGUCUCGAUGAGUGCUCUUCGUUUGAAAUUCCCGUAAUUCUCAAUUAAUUAGUCGCAUUUCAAAUUGUUUCUCUACGGGCGAGUCGGACGACGAUUGAUUUCGUGAUUGUUAUUGUUCACGGUGAUGAUGAUUAUGAUAAUGUAAAUAAGUUUUAUGAAUUCAAUAAACAGCUCUCUAUU